GGCUUAUCGGCGAAAAAUACGAAAAAAAUCAAACGAUAUUAAUUAUUGAAAAAAUGUGCGCUUUUGGUUCAUUAUGUGAUUUUGUGUCGUAAAAGUGGCUGAAUUAAUUUGGAUCGAGAUUGUAAAAAUAAGCGUGAGGUUUUGUUAUGAUAUUUCAGUUUUGAUAGUGCCAAAAUUUUUUGGAAUACGUAAAUUUGCAGGAUUAGAAGGCUAUUUGAACUGAAAAAUGAAGAAAUUCUGCGAUAAGAUUAGCAAACAAGAAUGGAGAAUCACUGUGCCCAACAUUAACAGCAGCAUAUUCAGAAGGUCGCCUUCGUCAGAUAAAGGCAGUGCAUCAAAACGAUCAUCCGGCUCGUAUGACGUGCAAGAGGCUCAAAUAGAGUACGAUAAAAGCAGAAGUUUGCCUAAUAGUAUAUACAUAACUGAUAGUGAUACGGAAGAUGAUGUGUUUGAAGACGCCCGGGGUCUUUCUGAUAGAAGCAAUCGAGUUAGUGAAGCUGAUGAUACGGAUUUAUACACCGAUGUGGUAGUUUGUACAAAGUUUGAGUCGAAAAAUCUCGACGCUGCUAACGGUCCUUUUUUAUAUGAUGUGCCGAGAAUUAGCUUCAAGUUUUUUGAAAAAAAAGAUGAUACAUAUCAAAACGUCGAGGUAAUUAAAGAGGAAGAAAGCGAGGAAAUGGAUGCUCCUAAUUAUGAUGUCGUCAAACCUAUAGCAAAGAGUAGUGUGAAGAUUACAUUGACACAACCAGUACAACAAAUUGACAAUGUUGAUGAUGAUGAGUGUAAUAUUAAGGAAGAUAUUAGAUAUAAAUCACAACUUAUUGAUACAAGAGAGGAGACACCGGAGAAAUAUGUAUCACAGAGCGAAAUAAGGUUUCAAACUAAAAGUUUCGAAGAACUAUCCCCUUAUAAAUCUGGCAGUGAUCCCAACAUAAUCCUCAGAAAAAAAGACGAUUCAGACGAUGAAGAAGAUGGGUUUUAUAAAAUACCAAGAUCCUUGAAAAAAGUCAACAGGUUAUCGCAAUCUUUGCACGAUUUUAACGCCGAUGAGGCCCAACCGAUGACUUCGAACCAUUCAAGCAUUGAGCACAUCUCCGCCAGCCAAAUAAUCGUGCAAGGCCCUGAUCUGCCGAAGAGAAAUGAACCGGCAUCGGGGCAAACUUCCGAAAUGGAGUACGUCAAGGUUAGAAGUCGAUUGCCGAUGAUAUUGCGACGACCGACGAUGUUAAAAAAACCGCAGAAAGCGGUUGAUACCUGGAAACACUUCAAAACAAAGUUCAACCAUAUGAUGGAAGAGCAUGCGGCUCAGCAGAGGGUUGGGGCUUUUAACGAUAAAGAAAAGGUUGGUAUAAACUUCGAGGAGAUGUAUAAAACUUCCAAAGUAAAAUGCAAAAAGGUUUUUGAAAAUACUGGGAAAAUGUUCAAAGGUAAAAAAGAAAACAAGGAUAAUUCGGAAUCUGCUGCAGGAUCCACAAACUCCACUCCAAUUGUGAAAACUGAACCGUUCUUCGAUAAAGUGAGCAUUAAACCAAGUGAUAUUGUAUAUAAAUUUAAUAAUAGUGAAAACAACGAAAGUGCCACAGAAAAUGGUUCGGUUAAAACGAGCGAAAGCGACAAAAAGGAUGAAUUGGAUUGUGCAACAAUAAAAAAUUCUUUCAAAAAAAUCAAAUAUACUUUUGAGGGUCAAAAUGGCUUUGAGGAUCUUCGACGAUACGUCAAGCAAGGCGGUGAUUUCUGUAAGGAAUUGGCCACAAUAUUACAGGAAAGAUCUGAAGCCGAAAGUCAAUACGCCAAAAGUUUAUCGAAACUGAGCGCGAAGCUAUCCAGAGCAUGUCGAGACGGCGUUGGUGGACUAAACGAAGCUUGGAAAGCUGUAGCACAAGAAUUGGAAACCCGCGCCGAAGGCCACAGACUUAUGGGAGUUGCGUUACUAGAAGAAACUGCCAGACCUUUACGAACACUAUCAGAAAGCCAACACAGAGUACGAAAGCAAUCAGAGGCAGCUGUGGAGAAAGCUGGAAGGCUGUUGUCUGAUUGGCGCGCAGCUGAAGCAAAAAGCAAGAAGCAAAGUCACACAUGCGCAAGAGAGAACGAAAAGCUGCAAGACUCAGCGCUACAAGACACUUCUAGGUAUGGUAAAAUAACGCUAUCUAGAAGCACAAGUCUAAUACAGCUGGCGCAAAUGCACAACAAAAAUUCCUCCGAUAAAGAAAACGCAAAGUUGCAGGGCAAAAAGCGCAAGGCGGAAGACGCGGUGAAAAAAGCCGACAUCGAAUAUUACACGCUAUGCGUGAGAGCCGAAAGAGCGAGGCUCGAAUGGGAAUCAGCUGCCUUAAGAGGUGUAAAUACAUUUCAAUCCUUGGAGGAAGAACGCUUAAACAACCUAAAAUCUGUCCUAACUUCCUACUUACACCAUAGUAACGAACUUGGCCCGAGACUAAUAGAGGCCACAGAAAGAUUAAAAUCUCCCGUUACCUUCGCGGAACCCUCCAAAGACCUUUCAACCUUCGUAAAUCUCCGACAAACCUCCCAACAGGUGUCCGAACAACUUUUGCCCGAUUUUUACUGCGAACACAUAACACUAGCCAUGAACAGAGAGAGAAGAAAACAAGCUCUAGUGAAAUUGCUACAUUUGAUAAGGCAGGACAUCGAAAGGGAGAGGAAAUCGAAAAACGGAUUAGAAAAUUUGUCAAAAGCAAUGAAACAGACGCCCAAUUUUGGGGCAGAGGAUUCUCAGCAGAGUGUCGUGGAGAAAUUAUAUCAUAUGAAAUCAAUGUUAACGUAUCUUGAAGGUGCAAGGUACAAAGUACAGAGUGCUCUAGCAGAACUAGAUAGUAGACCUAGAGGAGGUCAUCCUCUGGCAGCCCAUAUUACAAUAACCAGGGACAAGUCUGGUUUACAACAGAGCGUUUUAAAAGUUCCUCAAUGGUUACGCGAGGAGUAUUUCGAGUCAGAUAAAAGUCCGGUAAGCGAAAAAUCAGCAAAAUCCAGCCAAUCAGACAAUUCGGAUCCACACAUAAAUGACGUGGACGAUCCUGAUUGGCCCGAUAGAGGAGCGGCAGAUGGAAAUUCCAACCAACCAGACUCGGAUUUUGAUGAAUUUUCCUCAGAAUGCAGUAGCACCGACGAAAAACUGGCGCCGAUCGAAGAAAAAUCGUUGACGCCCAUCGAAAAAUGCAAGGCACUCUACCCGUAUACCCCCAAUCUUACCGACGAACUGGCACUACGACCUGGAGACCUGUUGUGCGUUUACCGCAAGCAGGACGACGGUUGGUGGCUCGGCGAGUGCAACGGAAGCGUUGGAAUAUUUCCAGCCACCUACGUGGAAAUAAUUCCAUCCUGAAGACUGACUAACUUAAUUUGCUUAGAAGAGCUUUUUUAGAAUCUUUGAAUUAUUUUGGAAAGUUAUAACCCUUAAUAAGUUGUUUUGUGUACCUACACAUUGGAAAAUAUCCAGAGAUUAUCAAAUUGUGUUUGUUUGGAAAGCUGAUCAAUUUUACCAACUAAACUAAGUUGGCCAACUAGUUUUUGAUUAAUUGUUGUUUUAAAAGAACUCUAAUACAAAACAAAAAUAUCUCUAGAUGUUUCCCAAUAUUUUUAAAAUUUGUAAUGCACAAAAGGUCCUAGUUACAAAACUUAACCAAUAUUUUUGUGGAUUUUUAAAGCAAUAAUAAGCUAAUAACAAAACUCAAGAUUCUUUCUAAGUAUGUUUAACCGUACUUACACAAAGGCAAUAAUAAUUAAUUUGAGUGUAAUUUAAACUAAUAAGUAGUAAUUAGAUAAUCUUGUAUAAUAUUUUUCAAACAACUUCUGUGGUAACUACUUGUGGUAAUAACUCCCAUUUAUUAUUUUGUACAAACUGCAUUCUUAAAAUUUCUAUUUAUUAUCUUUAUAAGUAUUAAUA
This is a messenger RNA of Brassicogethes aeneus, 3904 nucleotides long. NCBI's taxonomy places the organism in Eukaryota, Metazoa, Arthropoda, Insecta, Coleoptera, Nitidulidae. The record is from the annotation of a GenBank genome assembly.